This is a messenger RNA of Diceros bicornis minor, 824 nucleotides long. RefSeq names its product intraflagellar transport 43 (gene IFT43). NCBI's taxonomy places the organism in Eukaryota, Metazoa, Chordata, Mammalia, Perissodactyla, Rhinocerotidae. The transcript has 9 exons. The record is from RefSeq and is a predicted model, not a curated record. Gene Ontology annotation, cellular component: intraciliary transport particle A; cilium. Gene Ontology annotation, biological process: intraciliary retrograde transport. The coding region runs from base 3 to 626 and encodes 207 amino acids.
AGAUGGAGGACUUGCUGGACCUCGGCGAGGAGCGGCGCCGCGGCUCGGCUACCUCCGGGGCCAAGAUGGGUCGCCGAGCUCACCAGGAGUCAGCUCAAGCCGAGAAUCAUCUCAGUGGCAAGAAUUCCUCUUCAACUCUGACUGCAGAGGCUCCCCCUCCCAAACCACCCCGCCGGCAAGGAGGCUGGGCAGAUGACUCCAUGAAACCUUCAAAGUCAGGAAGGAAGGCUUCUGAAGAAAUAGAAGAUCACCGCCUCAGACAGCAGAGCCUGGAUGGAUCAGAUGAUGAAGGAGACAUUCCUGUUAUUCCGGAUCUGGAAGAAGUACAGGAAGAAGACUUUGUUUUGCAGGUGGCAGCGCCUCCCAGCAUCCAGGUAAACCGGGUGAUGACCUACCGUGACCUGGACAAUGACCUCAUGAAGUACGCAGCUUUUCAGACCCUGGAUGGAGAGAUUGACCUGAAGCUCCUCACCAAAGUCCUGGCGCCGGAGCACGAAGUUCGAGAGGACGACGUCAGCUGGGACUGGGACCGUCUCUACACCGAGGUGUCCUCAGAGCUCCUCAGCGAGUGGGACCUGCUGCAGACGGAGAAGGAGGACCCUGUGGGACAGCCCGCAAAUACCUGAGCCCUCGGGGGGCGACAGGCCACUCUCCCCGCACUGAGUAGUCCCUGCUUUGGACUUGAAAAAAUGCCAUAAGCCUAAAACUCAAGAAGUUUGCAAGCAGCUUAGAAUUUUUAUAUGGAAUCUUUUGUAGUAAAAGUAUUUAUUUUCAGAGGACCACAUUGGAUCAUUCAAUUGUAAUAAAUUGCUUUUUUCUAUGGC